CGCGGGGGCGCGAUGGCGGCGACGGUGCUGGUGGCUGCGCGGCUGCUGCGCGGCGUCGGGGCCGGAGGCCCGCGGCCCAGGUUUGGACCCUCUGCACACAGACAGUUUAGUAGCGGAGGCGCCUAUCCCAACAUCCCUCUGUCUUCUCCCUUACCUGGAGUACCCAAGCCUGUAUUUGCUACAGUCGAUGGACAGGAAAAAUUUGAAACCAAAGUUACCAGGCUGGAUAAUGGGCUUCAAGUGGCAUCUCAAAAUAAGUUUGGACAGUUUUGUACAGUAGGAAUUCUUAUUAAUUCAGGAUCAAGAUAUGAAGCGAAGUAUUUUAGCGGAAUUGCUCACUUUUUGGAAAAAUUGGCAUUUUCGUCUACUGCUCGAUUUGACAACAAAGAUGAAAUUCUGCUUACUUUGGAAAAGCACGGGGGUAUCUGUGACUGCCAGACCUCAAGAGAUACCACCAUGUAUGCUGUGUCUGCUGACAGUAAAGGCCUGGACACUGUGGUCGGCUUGCUGGCUGAGGUGACUCUGCACCCCCGCCUGACAGAUGAAGAAAUAGAGAUGACACGGAUGGCUGUCCAGUUUGAGCUGGAGGACCUGAACAUGCGACCUGACCCUGAACCACUUCUCACUGAGAUGAUUCAUGAAGCUGCGUACAGGGGGAACACUGUGGGCCUCCACCGUUUCUGCCCUUCAGAAAACAUAGCCAAGAUUGACCGAGAAGUGCUCCAUUCUUACCUGAGGAACUACUACACCCCUGACCGCAUGGUUCUGGCUGGAGUGGGCGUUGAACAUGAGCAUUUGGUGGAAUGUGCUGAAAAGUACCUGCUUAGAGCCCAGCCAGCCUGGGGGAGUGCUGGGGCUGUGGAGGUGGACAGAUCUGUAGCGCAGUACACCGGGGGGAUUGUCAAGCUAGAGAGAGACAUGUCCAACGUCAGCCUUGGCCCAACCCCUAUCCCAGAGCUCACACACAUCAUGGUGGGGCUUGAGAGUUGCUCCUUCCUGGAGGAAGAUUUUAUCCCUUUCGCUGUGCUGAACAUGAUGAUGGGAGGAGGGGGCUCCUUCUCAGCUGGUGGGCCAGGCAAGGGCAUGUUCUCCAGGCUCUACCUCAACGUGCUCAACAGGCACCACUGGAUGUACAAUGCGACCUCCUACCAUCAUAGCUAUGAAGACACUGGCCUCUUGUGCAUUCAUGCUAGCGCCGACCCAAGACAGGUUCGGGAUAUGGUAGAAAUUAUCACAAAGGAAUUUAUUUUGAUGGGCGGAGCUGUGGAUGCAGUGGAGCUGGAGCGGGCCAAGACACAGCUGAUGUCGAUGCUCAUGAUGAACCUGGAGUCCAGGCCUGUCAUCUUUGAGGACGUGGGGAGGCAGGUACUGGCCACUCGCUCCAGAAAGCUGCCCCAUGAGCUGUGCACGCUCAUCCGCAAUGUGAAGCCAGAAGAUGUCAGGAGGGUUGCGACUAAGAUGUUGCGUGGGAAGCCUGCUGUGGCCGCCCUGGGGGAUCUGACCAACCUGCCCACUUACGAGCACAUCCAGGCGGCGUUGGCCAGCAGAGAUGGGCGACUGCCGCGAACUUACCGGCUCUUUCGGUAGAGGCCUCCAGGAUCUUCAGGGACCCCAGCUGCAGGGAGGUGUCUCCAUUCAACUGCACUCUGGACACCUGGAACCUUCACCCUGGGCGUCCAGUGAAAGGGUCUGCUUGAUGCCUGCUGGUGGGAACGCAGUCAACUGGGACUGGAGCCUGGGGAUGUCCCAGUGUGCCUCAGGUGACUGUUCUCGCUGGAAGGAUGCCACUGCAGGUGCCCUGAGCACCUGGGGCAGAGCAGGGGUGCUGGCCUAGGUCUUCAACAACUGCUGAGCAUUCCCCUCACCCUGGGAGCCUAACCACAUACCCACUAGGCUGCUCUUCUCAGGGUCUGUGCCCCACAUCACCAGUCCUUCCCAUUCCCUCCUCUCAGCCUCCCUGGCCAUACCCCUUUUCUGUUCAUCUUCCCUUUGACACUAACUUGCACCUCAAAGUCGCCUUCAUGGGCACUUCCUGAGGUAGGUUGUGUAGUUGGUCCUGAACUCUUGAGAACUCUAGUAGCCACACAGGGGCUGGCUACACCUGGACUCUUGCUGAAGGACAGUGUGUGUUUGAGAGAACAAGAGCCAUUUUAAAAACCACCAUCAUGCCUAGUCCUUACUUGGUUCUUUAUGAAGCCUAUUUUCCAUAAUUCACCAGCUUCAUUUAUAUUAAUUUGAAUUUUUUAUUAGACUAAUUUGCCAUGUGAAAUGUUCAUCUAAAUGUAUCAAGUCCAUCAGUAUGCUCUUGACCUCUUACCUUGUUAGGCUCAGCACUCUCUAACUCAGGCCAGACUAAGACAGAGGCACCAGUGGCAGAAAUGGCCUGAGAAAGAACCUAUAAAACCUUCCUCCUUCCAAGGCUGGCUCCACAGGAAUCUUACUAACAAAAAUUUCAGUUCAUUGAUUUGGAACUUGAGAUUCAUUUUGAGCAAAAUACACAUGCAGACCAUUGAAUUUUUAUUGAAGUGGAAUGGUGGGCGCUCUCCCGCUUUAUCAGAAACAUUGGUGCGUUGCUUUAAAGUUUAUAUCCCAUAUUUUGGAAGCUGAUAUUAAUAGAAGUCUUAGUGUUCGCUGGGAUUGCUUGUGGCUUCAGCCCAGUCCACCCGAGUCUUCCCCUUGCGUUGCCUCUGGCCUGCAGGAGGAAUGCUCAGCAGGGACUGGGACAAGACUGUCAGCAGUUGCGAGCCGAGUCAGUUUCCUGCCUUUGUGUUCCAUGGCCUUUUAAAACAAGAACACUGUAAGAAUAGGGUGUGCACACAGACUUUCUUUCCAACAUUCAGUUUU
Molecule: messenger RNA, 2844 nt
Organism: Urocitellus parryii (Arctic ground squirrel)
Lineage: Eukaryota; Metazoa; Chordata; Mammalia; Rodentia; Sciuridae
Gene: Pmpca
Product: peptidase, mitochondrial processing subunit alpha
Cellular component (GO): mitochondrion
Molecular function (GO): metal ion binding; metalloendopeptidase activity
Source: RefSeq, a predicted model, not a curated record